AUGACUAUACCGCCGUCUCCGAGGAUGAUAACAACACCGGAGGAGACGAUGGAAUCUCUUAGCCAACAAGAUGCGUGCGAGAGGUUGAAGGAUAAGUCUCCGUCCCUUCCCUCUCGACGUACUUCACAAAUGCCGUCGAAUCGUCAAUCUCUUCCGACGAGCCUCCGUGAUACGAUUUCUCCGGAGGGAGAGGGAAAAGAGAAGGACUGGAACGAGAGAACAGAGCAGAUUGCGGAGCUUGAAUGGGUUAAUAACGUUGAGUAUUUCAUCACCAAGAAACUUUGUGUUUGGUGUCGGGUUGGUAAUGGGCAGUGGCACUUAGGGAAGAUUCAAUCUUCUACUGGUGAAGCGGCUUGUGUUGCCUUGUCUAACACGGAAGUUGUGGAAGUAUCAAUGAAAGAGAUUCUCCCAGCAAACCCAGAAAUUUUGGAGGGAGUUGAUGACCUUAUACAGCUUAGUUAUUUGAAUGAACCUUCUGUUCUUUACAACCUCAGAAUCAGAUACUCACAAGACUUGAUUUAUAGUAAAGCAGGACCAGUUUUGAUUGCAGUGAAUCCGUUUAAGAAGGUCCAGAUUUACGGUAACGAGAUUCGAUCAGCUUAUCAGAAGAAGGCUUUGGUUGCUCCACAUGUGUAUGCAGUGGCUGAUGCAGCUUUUGAUAAGAUGAUGAGAGGUGAGAGCAUCAACCAUCUUCAUGAUGGAGAAAGUGGAGCUGGGAAAACUGAGACAGCAAAAUAUGCAAUGCAGUAUUUGGAAGCUCUUGGUGGAGGCAACUUUGGGGUGGAUAAUGAAAUCUUAAAGACUAACUGUAUACUUGAAGCUUUUGGGAACGCUAAAACAUCAAGAAAUGAUAACUCUAGCAGAUUCGGGAAACUGAUGGAGAUUCAUUUUAAUGCAAAGGGAAAGAUAUGCGGAGCCAAACUUGAAACUUUCUCUUUGGAACAGUCAAGAGUAGUUCAGCUUUCCAAUGGGGAGAGAUCCUACCAUAUCUUUUAUGAAUUGUGUGCAGGUGCUUCACCAAUUCUUAAAGAGAGAUUGAAUCUUAAAGAAGCAAGUGAAUACAAUUAUUUGAACCAGAGCAACUGCUUAACCAUUGAUCGCAUUGAUGAUGCUCAGAAAUUUCACAAAUUGAUGGAAGCUUUCAACAUUGUUCAGAUUCCUGAAGAAUAUCAAGAACGUGCAUUUGCACUGCUUGCAGCUGUAUUAUGGUUAGGGAAUGUAUCUUUUGAAGUGAUUGACAAUGAAAACCAUGUGGACGUGGUAGCAGAUGAAGCUGUGACUAACGUAGCUAUGUUAAUGGGAUGCAACCCAGAAGAGCUUAUGGUGGUUUUGUCUACAUGCAAGCUCCAAGCUGGUAAAGAUUGCAUUGCUAAAAAACUGACACUGCGACAGGCGACUGAUAUGAGGGAUUCACUAGCAAAAAUCAUCUAUGCCAGCCUUUUCAACUGGCUUAUUGAGCAAAUAAACACUUCACUUGAAGUUGGUAAAUUAAGAACAGGAAGAUCUAUUAGUAUCCUUGAUAUAUAUGGGUUUGAGUCAUUUAAGGUUUGUAACCUUGCUCUAGUUUUGUUAGUCUUUAUUUCUUUUGACUGUGUAAUGAUCCAGUCUCCUUUGUUUCAGAAUAAUAGCUUUGAACAAUUUUGCAUAAACUAUGCAAAUGAAAGACUCCAACAACAUUUCAACCGACAUCUAUUUAAACUUGAACAAGAGGAAUAUGAAGGGGAUGGAAUUGAUUGGACUAAGGUUGAGUUCAAAGACAAUCAAGAGUGUCUAGAUCUGAUUGAGAAGAAACCCAUUGGUUUGGUGUCACUACUAGAUGAGGAAUCAAAUUUCCCAAAGGCCACUGAUACGACGUUUGCCAACAAGCUGCAGCAUCAUUUGAAGUCCAACUCUUGUUUCAGGGGAGAAAAAAGAGGUCGUGGAUUCAGAAUUAAUCAUUAUGCCGGAGAGGUUCUCUAUGAUACAAAUGGCUUCCUGGAAAAGAACAGAGAUCCACUACAUGUUGAUCUUAUCCAACUUUUAUCAUCAUGCAAAUGUCAAUUACUGAACUUGUUUUCUUCUAAUAUGCAUGACAAGUCUCUAAAGCCAGCAAACUUGUCGGAAUCCAUGAAUCAAAGUGUGAUUACAAAGUUUAAGAGCCAACUUUUCAAGUUGAUGAACAAGUUAGAAGACACCACCCCUCAUUUUAUUCGAUGCAUAAAGCCAAACUCAAAUCAGCUUCCUGGAGUUUACGAAGAGAAUCAUGUUCUACAACAACUUAGAUGUUGUGGAGUUUUGGAGAUUGUUAGAAUAUCAAGAUCAGGAUACCAUACUAGGAUGACACAUCAGGAUCUUGCAACAAGAUAUGGAUUCUUACUGGACACAAAACUCUCCCAGGAUCCACUUAGCACAUCAGAUUCUAUUAUGAAGCAAUUCAAUCUUCCUCCUGAAAUGUAUCAAGUUGGAUAUAGAAAAAUAUAUCUUAGAACCGGGCAAAUUGGCUUACUUGAGGAAAGAAGAGAAUAUGUUCUGCAUGGUGUAAUUGCAUUACAGAAGCAGUUUCGUGGUUAUAAGUCCCGUGAAUACUUCAACAAUAUGAAGAAUGCAGCAUUGAUACUUCAGUCUUAUAUCCGCGGUGAAAUUGCCAGGAGAAACUACAUUGUAGUGAAAACACCGGUUAAAGUUUCCUCAGCAGUAACUAAAGAGCUUGAUGCAGUCAUACACUUGCAAUCUGUGGUACGAAGAUGGUUGGUUCGUAAGCAGUUAAAGAACAGUGUGGAACUGAAGAAAAAAUCACAUCACGAGAAGAAAAAAACGAAAAGAAAGUCAAGGAGGAAGGUUUCAGAAGUCAAGGACCUUACUUUAGAGCAGUUUCAAUUCCAACCUUUGGCUCUUGCUGAUCUCCAGAGCCGAGUUCAGAAAGUUGAAACAGCUAUAAUGCAGAAGGACGAUGAAAACACUGCAUUAAAGGAGGAGUUGCAACGGUUUGAGGAAAGAUGGUUAGAGAAUGAGACAAGAAUGAAGUUAAUGGAGGAAACAUGGCAAAAACAUAUCUCGUCAAUGCAGAUGAGUCUGGAAGCUGCAUAUAAUAUAAUGACUCCAGACAAGACUCCAAGUCACGGUAAUGACUCGUCAGAGGACACAAUGUCUCCUGGAACUCCAACAAAAGAGCUCAAGGGUGAUAGCUUGAAUAAUGAUGAUGUUAAGGAUAUUUAUGUAGAAGAUUAUCAACGUAGAGUCAUAUUUGAGGAAGAUGUGAAGCGUCAUGUGGAAACAGAAUUGGAAAGAGAGUCGAUGGCAAUGACGAAGCAGCAAGCAGAAGAAGAACUCAGUAGACUCAAGUCAAGAUUCGAGAAGUGGAAGAAAGAUUACAAAGCAAGACUACGAGGGACAAAGGCAAGGCUCCGGUUAAACGGUGGUCACCGGCAUUGGUGGUGCAAGAAAAGCUUUUGA
Eruca vesicaria subsp. sativa (arugula) is the source of this 3432-nucleotide messenger RNA. The record is from the annotation of a GenBank genome assembly. NCBI's taxonomy places the organism in Eukaryota, Viridiplantae, Streptophyta, Magnoliopsida, Brassicales, Brassicaceae.